Messenger RNA from Diatraea saccharalis (sugarcane borer), 2922 nucleotides. Lineage: Eukaryota; Metazoa; Arthropoda; Insecta; Lepidoptera; Crambidae. The record is from the annotation of a GenBank genome assembly.
AAUGUCUCAGUAGCAUUUAUAUUUCUAGUUGUAAUAUUUUUUUUUGGUCUGUGUUUUGUUCUAAUUACAAUAACUCUCGUGAAUAUAAAUUAAACUUACGCCGCAAUGUCAUUUACAGGUUUUAGUGAAGAAGAUUUAAAACGAAUUAAAUCUAAUCAAACUACUGUUAAUAAUGAAGUUCCCAUCAGUACAUCAACCAUCAAGAAAAUAGAAAAACUUGGUACAAAAUCAAAAAGAACAACCAAUUCAUAUAAAUCCCUUAAUCUACAAAAACAGACAUCUGACGAAGCAAUUGAUGAUAUAGAUUUUAAGAAGUGUAAACUUAGUUUACAGAUUUCUUCAGCCAUAUUACAAGAAUCAGAAUUUGCACAAACUGAAAAAGAAGAUUGUGUUCAAUCAGAUUUAGUUAACUUUAAUGAGACUUGUACAGAUUUGAACAUGGAACAUGAACAAACAAUUGACAUACAAAAGAAUGAUUCUAGUAAUGAUUUGAGGAAGUGCAGCACUAGCAGCACCCCAGAUAUUGUAAGAGGGGUGACAGAUUAUACAGAAGAUGAAUUAGCUGCUCACAGAAUGAAACUAGAAGAGUUGCAGUUGAAGCAAAAAAUUAUGGAGGAACAGAAUAAAAAAAGAAAAGAAAUGCUGGCUAAAGCUCUUGCUGAUAGGACAAAACAAACUGAAGAAGAAGUUUUGAGAUUAGAGAAGAUAAAAAAAGAACUUCAAGUAUUAGAUGGUCAGUUCUCUCACGAUGUUGCAGUACUGCGGAAGAAAAUUGAUCAAGCAUGUUUAAGUUUUGCAGAAGCAGAAAAACAUUACUUAAGGGUUGAAAAAGAUUUUCUCCAAGCUAAAAUUAGUUUACAAAAAGAGAAAGAGAAGAAGGAAUUGCUUACAGAGCAUCUAUGUGCUUUAAUAACACACAAUGAAACAAGAAAAGCGCAAAAACUAGAAACUCUCAUGUUGGAACUUGCCAGUGAUAAGAAAAUAGAUAUAAAUGACUUAUCGAGAUCUAUGGAAGAUGAAGAGCCUAUAAUUGUAGAUGGAGUGGACCAAAGGACUGGUAAGAUUGUUGAAAUGCCAGUUGAAAGUUGAAAUAAAACUUAGUUUUUUUAGCUAAGGCAUACUGGCCAUUAGUUGAUAUAAGAAUUGAGUGAGAUAUCAAAAGAAUAUUGUCAUGAAAUUCAAAUAAUUUUACCAUGUAGUUUUUACACUGCAGACAAGUGUUUCUUAGCCUUUCUAAGUCUUCCCUAAUAAAUCACAUUUCAAGCACCCCCUUAAUGAUAUUUAUUUUUAAUACAAAAAAUGUUUCCUUUGAGUCUAUGUCUUGCUAGGAAUAUGGUGUGGAAUUAAAGAACAUUAUUUUAUUCCUGAAAAAUAUUUUAGUUUAUUUGAACUGCUUUAUUACAUUAUUAGUACUGCUUUCUUGCAUCUAUUAUGUAUAGGGAUGAUAUUAUUAUUAAUAAUAAUAAUCUUUAUCAUAUAAAGUAGGAAUAUUACAAUUAUUUUUAGUUAAUUUACAAAAAUAUGUAUCAACUUAUUAUUGAUUUAUAAGAGGUAGAGAUUUUAGUGGUAUUUUUAUGAUUAUUAAAUGGUCCAAAUGGGACUGCUUACCCCCAAACAUGUAACGCAUCCUCCCCUCAUCCCCCUGCUUACUUCCCAUAGACCACAGGUUAAGAAACACUGCUGUAGAUCAUCACAUGUUUUCAAACUAAACUUAACAGUCUACAACUAUUAGUUAUGUCAAUACUACAGUACCACAAACUUAUUAUAUCUCGUUUCUAUUAGUCAACGUGCAGUGUAGUUUUAAAUUUAAAUUUAUGUGGUUUAUCUUCAUUGGUCAGUCAUUAGUUUAGUGGCCAAUAAAAUGAGCCCAUAGAUAAAUUAUCCAUUAGUUAACUAAAUAUUGUUUUUGUGUUAGCAACACUAAUAUAGGGUAAUCUUAAUGGAUAAUGUGGCCAGUUCAAAAUCCUACUCAAUUUAUAGUUUAAUUAUAAGUGUAAUUGUAACUGAGUGGUCUAUUUUCAAAGCCUACUAUUUUUUUUUGUGUCAACUUCUUAAAUAGUAUUAAUAUUAUGUAAGCAUAAUAAAAGGUUAAUUUGAUAUUAAGACUAAUAGAUGUCAAUAGUGGCCUAUUAUAAUGACCCAAUUGUUUACAAUUGUUUAUAAAGAGUUUUGAUAAAAACUCAUUGGUGAAUUUAAAAAAGAAAUGCAUACAAUUAUUUAUUUAUAGCCCAAAUCCAUUUUCAGGGGGUUCUCAAAGGUUUUAGAAGGUUUUGAAAGUAGAACCUUAAUUGAAGAUAUUAGGGAUUAUGAUACUUUAUUUUAUAUAACAGUGAACACUACAUCGAAUUCCAAAUAUAUUGUGGUGCAAUUACCUAUAAAUAGGUCAGUAUUUAUUUUUAUAUUUGUAUGUGCCUUACAACUUGUACCUUUUGUUAAACAUAGGUGCAGUAAAUUAAUAUUAGUAUAAUAAGUAUUUAAUUAUUAGAUUAAGUUUAUUAAAAUUUCUUAUAAAAAUAUAACAAAGAUAAAAUAUUGUUCUACUAUUUAUAACCAUGUUAGUUCAAAUUGAGCUGCUCAAGCACAAAGGGACAAAUUAAAAGAUAUCUCUACAUAACAUGAACAUUUAAUAUAAUUGUAAAUAAUAAACUGACAUUAUUUUUCAUAGUACUUUAUUAUUUUAACAUUUCAAAAUAUAUAUUAACACUUUAGAAACAAUAACACCAAAUAUUAAUGGGGAUAUUUACAAAUUAAUUAGAAGCAUCCAUGUUUUUCCUUGUUUAUGGGGCUUUAUGAAAUGUGGCAUAUGCAAAUUUGAAGUAUCUUUUGAAAUACUCUUUGAAUGCCGAAGGGUUGUUAUAACUAUUAAUUAACGGUAUCAUCUUUCAUAUACAAUGAAUGAUAGCAUAAUUCACAAUAAUUUAC